CGGUGUACAUCGUAAUCGGCCCGUCUGUUCAACUCUGUAGUCUGUAGUUACUAGUCCGAACUUCUGUAGUCUUACUUAUCUUCACAGUCUGCAGUUUACGGUGUGCACUCGGUACCUAUAUUUACGAAAACAAUUACGAUAAUUGUUGUUGAUUAAUGUUCUCAUCCGUUCUAUUUAUUUUUCGCCGCGAGUUGAAUGCAAGUCGACGAGCCGAUGUUCAAUAUCCGUCAUAGACCGUCCUCGCCGCCUACACUUAAUAUUCAUCACUGUUCACACUCGUCUUGCUGGUUUAGAGAACUCUACACCUGAACAAAACGAGUAGCCGUGUGUCGAUAGUUGAUACAGUAACGACUGUUCAUCGCAUAAUAUUGACGACGAGUUACUGAGUAUCGUUUUGUUAUACACGAUGGUUAAUUCUCAUUGAGUAGUGUGUGCAUGUGUCCGUGUCGUUCCGCCUGCAGCUUUUGAGAACAUUGACGGAAUGAGUUACUAGUCGCCGACAUGGAUCCUAGGGUGCAGCCUUCCAGCAAGUAUUUCCCGGUUGCAAUGACUGAUAAUGAAGAACCAUAUCCUAGUCUUUCUGAUUAUCAUGACUAUGAACCAAACUUAGAAUUUGAUGAUACUGAACUUCAAAGUCCAUCUGCAGAUAUUGAUUUGGAGAAAAGUUUAGCUAAUGUAAAUGGGACAGUAGGAACAUUAGAUUACAUGGAAUCACCUGUUUCUGAUGGUACUAUUGAGGAAAAUUUUGAAGAAGAAUUAGUAAAUGCUCCUCAAGUUGAAGGCUUAACAUCUGUAAAUGAUACGGCAACAGGCAAUUUAUUAGAUGAUUUGGAAGCAGAUGAUUCUAAAGAAGAUGAAGACUUUAGCGAUGUUGCUGAAUGUGGUGUAGUUGAUGUAGUAGGUGAUGAUGCAGUUGGUCGGAAAAUUAUUGUUGUAUCAGCUUGCAAAUUACCAAGCAAUAAAGAAGUUGAUCAUCCAAGGCUUCUAAGAUAUCUAAUGUACACUUUGGACAAAUUUGUAGAACAAGACUACAGCUUGGUCUACUUCCAUUAUGGGUUGACGAGUAAAAAUAAACCAACCCUAUCAUGGCUAUGGCAAGCAUACCGAGCAUUUGAUAGAAAAUAUAAAAAAAACCUAAAGGCUUUGUAUCUAGUACACCCAACUGGUUUUAUCAAAGUGGUUUGGCAACUUUUUAGAGCUGUUAUUAGUGCUAAAUUUGGUCGAAAAAUUAUGUAUGUUAACCAUUUACAAGAAUUGAAACUGUUCAUGGAUUUGGAUCAACUAAUUAUUCCAGCGCCAGUCUUAGAUCAUGAUGAACAAUUAAUGAAAAAAUUAAAUAAAAGAAAAGUUUCAUUAGUUGAACAGGAAACUGAACAAAAACCUGAACCAUUACCAACUCAACAAUUUGGUGUUUCAUUACAGUUUAUAAAAGCAAACAAUAAUGGAGAAAUAAUUCCACCAUUGGUACAAAAGUGUGUUGAAUACUUAAGUCUACCAGAUGCCUUAGAAACUGAAGGAUUAUUUAGAAGAUCUGCAAACAUUAAUCAUUUAAGAGAUUUACAGAGUCGUAUCAAUCUAGGUGAACCGGUUGACUUUGGUAAUGAUGUACAUCUUGCAGCUGUUUUGUUGAAAACUUUUUUGCGAGAACUUGAAGAGCCUUUAAUGACAUUUGAUUUGUUUGAUGAGAUUACGCAAUUUCAAACACUUCCAAAAGAUGAACGUCCUAGGCAAGUUAAAAUUCUGAUAUUGGAAAAACUACCUCUUGAUAAUUAUCAUUUACUCAAAUACCUUAUUCAAUUUUUAUCAAAAGUAAUGGAUAGAUGUGACCUGAAUAAAAUGACUUCGUCUAAUUUAGCAGUAGUUUUUGGUCCAAAUUUGGUACGCAGUCCAAAUAGUCAGUUAUCUUUAGCUGCAAUUGGUCCAAUUAAUGCUUUUACCGAUUUUGUACUAGUCAAUCAUGACCAAAUAUUCAUUAUAUGAUGACAGUAUAAAACAUUUAGCAUAGUGUAUUCUGAAUGUAUUAUUUUGUGACAUGGUUUAUUUAACAUUCCAAAACUUAACUAUAUAUUAUUAACUUUAUAUGGUUGAA
Messenger RNA from Rhopalosiphum maidis (corn leaf aphid), 2089 nucleotides. Its product is annotated as rho GTPase-activating protein 1-like. The record is from RefSeq and is a predicted model, not a curated record. The transcript has 11 exons. NCBI's taxonomy places the organism in Eukaryota, Metazoa, Arthropoda, Insecta, Hemiptera, Aphididae. Gene Ontology annotation, biological process: small GTPase-mediated signal transduction; negative regulation of endocytic recycling. Gene Ontology annotation, cellular component: cytoplasm. The coding region runs from base 502 to 1980 and encodes 492 amino acids. Gene Ontology annotation, molecular function: GTPase activator activity.